AUGUCCACGCCCCCUGCACCCGCUAAUGCUGAGCUAGCCAACGAACCUGAAAAUAAUCUAAGAAGAAGUAGGCGGCUUCGUGAAAGAUCACUUGUCGUUGCACAAAGGAUUGCGGCCGCAAUCGACGAACCAGUGAUACUUUCUGACAGCGAGAGUUCAGAGGACGACACGGGAAGCAUUAUGGCAGAGGACGACCAGCCUUUGAAUGAGACCGGUCGUCCAGGAGGAGAGAGCCUGCUACCAAGCAUCGCCCGACCUAUGAUAGCAGCACUGAGUUUUAAAAUUAAAUCUAGAUUUAUUAACAUGUUGCAAAAUUCUAUGCAGUUUGAUGGGAAGGAUCACGAAGAUCCAGGUCGACACAUCGCAUCAUUUCUCAAAGUGUGCUCGACUUUCAAAAUUAGAGACGUUUCUGAAGACGCAAUUAGUUUGCGACUCUUUCCAUUUUCUUUGCGAGACAAAGCCCGAUCUUGGCUUUUGUCGCUUCUAGCAGGUUCCAUCACGACUUGGAACGAGAUGGCAGAUCUUUUUAUGCAAAAAUAUUUUCUGCCGGAAAAGACAGCUAAGCUUAAGAAUCGUAUUAUGACAUUCAAACAGGACGAAGGAGAAUCUCUACACGCAGCUUGGGAGAGGUUCAAAGAUCUUUUGAUCGAUGUUCCACAUCAUGGGUUGUCCAAAAGGCAACUUGUGUUAAACUUUUACCAAGGACUCAACUACGACUCACAAGAACGUUUAGAUGUAUAUGCAGGAGGUGAUCUUGGAACAAAAACACCCAAUGAAGCCUAUGCAAUUAUAGAGAAAGCUACCUUGAAGUCGAGUUCUCGUCACGGUGGAGUGCGAAAUAAAGCAUCAUCUAUUAUUGGAGUUCAUCAAGUGGAUACAUAUACGGCUCUUGCAGCACAUGUUGGAGCUUUGGCAGCAAGAUUUGAUCAAGCUCAGAACGUUUCACAGGUACAAUCAUCAGGUUCAGGAAGCACUUCCCAGCCACAAACCUCUCACAACAACUCGAAACUAGAGGAGAUGAUGGCGCAGCUGUUAAACAACUCCAACAAUGCCAAUCAAAUAUUUGAAAAGCGAUACCAGCAGCAUGAGGAGCGUUUUAUGGCACAGGAAGGGGAAAUGCGGAGCCAGAAGGCUUCAAUACAAACCAUUGAGAAUCAAGUCAGCCAAUUGGCCAAGAUGUUGUUUGAAAGACCCCAAGGUAGUCUUCCAGGUAACACAGAACCUAACCCGAGAGGGCACGUUAAUGCAGUAAUGACGAGGAGUGGUAAAGCCACGGGACCUGACAAAUCGGACUCACCACCGAUCACUGAUACGAGCCAAACUGACGCUUCAGACGAGGUGCACGCUAGGCGAGUCCCAGCAAGUACAGCACAGUUCCAGGAGCCAGUUAAAGAUUUCAUUCCUCCUAUCCCAUAUCCGAGUAGACUGAAGAAGCAGAAGAACGAUGAACAACAUGGUAAGUUUUUUGAAAUGUUUAAACAAUUACACAUAAACAUACCAUUUGUUGAGGCGUUGGCUCAAAUGCCUAAAUACGCAAGGUUCUUAAAAGACAUCCUCACAAACAAGCAGAAACUUGAAAGCUUGUCUUGUGUGUAG
Helianthus annuus (common sunflower) is the source of this 1596-nucleotide messenger RNA. RefSeq lists its product as uncharacterized. The transcript is spliced from 2 exons. The record is from RefSeq and is a predicted model, not a curated record. Bases 1 to 1596 code for a protein of 531 amino acids. Lineage: Eukaryota; Viridiplantae; Streptophyta; Magnoliopsida; Asterales; Asteraceae.